Tribolium madens (black flour beetle) is the source of this 1721-nucleotide messenger RNA. Its product is annotated as cytochrome P450 4c3-like. The record is from RefSeq and is a predicted model, not a curated record. Gene Ontology annotation, molecular function: iron ion binding; monooxygenase activity; heme binding. The transcript has 4 exons. Bases 132 to 1643 code for a protein of 503 amino acids. NCBI's taxonomy places the organism in Eukaryota, Metazoa, Arthropoda, Insecta, Coleoptera, Tenebrionidae.
UUAAAUAAAUAUUUUGAAAAGGAAUUGUUGCAAUUCAAUUAUGUAUUACCAAAUCUUGACCUUUGUUGUUGUUAUUGUAGAUUUGAGAGAUUCAUUAAACUGCGACUUGCAGCCGCUACAGCUCAAUCACGAUGUUCGUUUCAACGAUAAUACUUACGACAAUUUUCGCUAUUGUUUCUGUGUUUGCUUUAAAAUGGAUCAAGUGUCAUGUAAAAAAUUAUAUUUUAUUGAAUAAACUCCCAGGACCUCCUCCUAGUGGACUCUUUGUUGGAAAUAUCACUUAUUUGCAGACAACUCCAGAGGGCAUUUUUAACCGGUUGAGAGAAGCUAAUAAAAAUUUUUACCCAAUUUAUAAAAUUUUUGCUGUCCACCGAAUGGGGGCCAAUAUACUUAGCCCAGAAGAUUGCGAGCUAGUUUUAUCGAACCCGAUCCACAAUGAAAAAGGUUACAUUUACAAAUUGCUCCACCAGUGGCUUAAAAAGGGUCUCUUGACCAGUAAAGAUCAAAAGUGGCAAACGCGUCGCAGGAUUUUGACUCCUGCUUUCCACUUCAAUAUUUUGCAACAGUUUAUUUUGGUCUUUAACGAAGAGGCCGAACAACUCGUCGAAAUGUUGAGGAAAGAGUGUCACAAGCCCUACAUCAACAUCACCCCUCAUAUAUCACAAUUUACCCUCAAAUCAAUCACAGAAACUGCAAUGGGUACCAAACUCGACUUUAACACGAAAAAGGAGAUUCGGUACAAAGAAGCCGUCUACAAAAUUGGCGAAAUCUUGAUGUACCGCAUUACCCACCCUUGGUUCAUCGAACCUUUCCUCAAUAUUUUUAGCCCUCAUUUCAUCCAAGAACGCCGAGUUACCAACACUUUGCACAAAUUUACCAAAGAAGUGAUCGAAGAUCGGGAGAAGAAUUUCAAAGAUAUUGAGUUACCAACUGAGGAACAUGACGUUUACAAGGGGAAGAAACGACUCGCCAUGCUCGAUUUGCUACUUUCAGCCAAAAACAAAGACGGGAUUAUUGACAAUGAAGGGAUCCAAGAGGAGGUUGAUACUUUUAUGUUUGAGGGGCAUGACACCACAGCCGUGGCUUUAAAUUUCGCCUUGAUGCUCAUUGCGUGUCACAAAGAUGUCCAGGAAAACAUCCUGCAGGAAAUGAGGGAUGUUCUAGGUGACAUCCAUACCAAACCCACUUACAACGAUUUACAAAAUUUCAAAUAUAUGGAACGGUGUAUUAAAGAGAGUCUCAGGUUGUACCCCAGUGUUCAUUUUAUCAGUAGGGCUCUCGGGGCAGAUAUGAGAACACACAAAGGUUAUCUUAUCCCAAAAGACACCAUUACGGUUAUCCACAUUUAUGACUUGCAUCACAAUCCUGAUAUUUAUCCUGAUCCUGAGAAAUUUGAUCCUGACCGUUUCCUUCCUGAAAACAGUCAGAAGAGACACCCGUUUGCUUAUUUACCGUUUAGUGCAGGACCGAGGAAUUGCAUUGGUCAGAGGUUUGCGAUGUUGGAACUCAAAGCUGCCAUUUGUGCCAUUUUGGCCAAGUUUGUACUUGAACCGGUUGACACUCCUGAGACCAUUGUGUUGGUUGUUGAUAUUGUGCUCAGGACUAAAGAGGACAUCAAGAUUAGAUUUGUACCAAGAGAGUAGUAAAGAUUUUGUAGCCACCAAUUAAUAGGUACUUUUGAUAUUUUUGUAACUACACGAGAAAUAAAAGUUUUUAGAGAA